UUCUGCCCUUUGCACUUUGGACUUUGACACGAGCGGACCUCACCUGUGAACCCUCCUGUGAACCCAAACCUGUGAACCCAAACCUGUGAAGGAAACUCUGAGACUUUUGCACUGCUUGAGUCUUUUUGUUGGAAACAAAACUUGUUGUCUUACAGAACUACACGAGAUCCGGACUACGAGAGACCGAGAGCCGAGGACGAGCCCCUGCUGAAGCGACCGGGCUGUGAUUUGGACCAUAAGUGACUGACUUCCUCCCGAGAAGCCUGAGAAUGGAGGACCACCUGUACGCACGGGGCGACGCCAGAGCUGUUGGCGACUUCGUUGGAGCUGCGCCGCCACCCCCCCCUCCCAGCCCCCCGGCGGCAGCCAUCGGCAUCGACUACGGAGCUGGUGGCGACUACGAUGGAGCUCCUGGCCUCCCUACGGCCAUCAGGUUAGUCGAGGAAGAUAACAUUGCGGACAUUAGGCUUCAUAAUGCGCGUGUGUCUUUGUUGCGUGUCUUUGCCCUUUUAACACCAGACGAGCUCCGGCGCCGACUCCGACACCCAGACAUCCGCCGCCGGUUCCGCCAGCUCCGCGCCAUCCGCCGACUCCGCCAGGGACUGGCCCGCAGGUAAGUUAUCAGGUUAGUGAUACACUUGUCCCUUUAAACUUACACUACACUGUUUAAAGGACUGUUAUUGGUUUGUAUGGGCACUUUAUUUUAUAUUCUACUGUAAAUGUAAUGUUACAAUUCUUGCACUUUGUUGAUUGUUGAUUGUUUAAUGUUAUUGUCUAAUGUUGCACCACCCGCCAUGACACAUUCCUUGUAUGUGAAAAUAUAGUUUACAAUAGACAGACACACAAUAUAUACAAUUAAAUUAGAAACCAGCUGUGGAACGUCCUGAAGCAGCUCCGGCCCGUCCCCCAGAAACCAGAAGAGUCCACCAGGAGCAGCAGGAAGAGGAGGAGCCCGACUGCCCGGCAGGACGGAUAAAGUGCCAACCAGCCUUCCCUCGCGCCUGGCAGGGGAAGGCUGGUUUCUCCAAGUUUUUUAUUUAGGUAUCGAAUGCUGUGAUACAAGAAGAAACUUCCAGGAUCUCCUUGACGACGACGAAGAAGAUGACGAGGGAGGACCACAUGAGAAGGAUGAAGGACUACAGGACCAGAAGAAGAGCGGCGGUUGCCUUUCUUUCAGUGGGCGGAGGCAGGACUCCUCUGUCUCUCUCCCAGCUGGAGGUGGAUGUCAACCAACCCAUCACCUUCAGCAGACCACGACACAAGUCAAUCAGGACCCCCCCCGCCCGUCCACCCAAACCCCCGACACCGCCCGCCCCGCCCACACAGGAAGCAGCUGUGAAGAAGACGGACGCUUCAGCCUGAACAAGACAUCAUCAUUCUUUCAUUUGUCACAUGGAAUCCUGUAUGUUCAUGUAAACUGUGUACAGUAUGUAGAUUGUUAUCUCCUGAUUUUAAUGAAUACAUUUACCACAACAUCAAAA
Pseudoliparis swirei is the source of this 1481-nucleotide messenger RNA. Its product is annotated as WAS/WASL-interacting protein family member 3-like. The coding region runs from base 270 to 617 and encodes 115 amino acids. The record is from RefSeq and is a predicted model, not a curated record. The transcript has 5 exons. Lineage: Eukaryota; Metazoa; Chordata; Actinopteri; Perciformes; Liparidae.